Messenger RNA from Mercurialis annua (annual mercury), 1827 nucleotides. RefSeq names its product protein LYK5-like. The record is from RefSeq and is a predicted model, not a curated record. Gene Ontology annotation, molecular function: protein kinase activity; ATP binding. The coding region runs from base 1 to 1827 and encodes 608 amino acids. Lineage: Eukaryota; Viridiplantae; Streptophyta; Magnoliopsida; Malpighiales; Euphorbiaceae. Gene Ontology annotation, biological process: protein phosphorylation. The transcript has a single exon.
AUGUAUUUCAUUUCCAAUUUCACAUUUAUUUCCUCUCUAAUUAUCAUUCUAUUCAAUCCCAUCAACUCUCAGCAAUUCUACGAUAAUUCCAACUGUGCCUCAGAAUCACUAGUCCAUGGCUCCAAAUACACUUGCAAUUCAAAUUGCAGUACUUACAUUGUCUACAGAGCUCAACAGGAUUUUCUUACAAUCUCCUCCGUAGCUUCACUCUUCAACUUAACCGAAUCCGACCUUCGGGACGCCAAUCAUUUGAAAGAAGACGAUUCCCUAUCGCUCGGACGAGAGAUUAUAAUUCCUGUUAGCUGCAAUUGCAUUGGUGGAUUCUCACAAGCCAUCUUCAUCUACAAUUUCUCUGGCAGAGAUUCGGUUAAUGAAAUUGCCUGUGGUGUUUUUGAAGGGCUGGUGAAAGCUCAAAGCCUAGUUGAUAAUAAUCCAAGUUUAAUUAGAGGUAACAAUAAUCCUGAUAGGUAUCUGGUGAAUGUUCCUAUUCGAUGCGCAUGUCCUGAUUCGAAUCAGCUAAGAGUUGGUGUGAAAAAUCUUGUAACAUACCCUGUAUUGGAGGGGGAUCGUACUGGUUUAAUCGCGAGUAAAUUUGGAAUUUCUGAGAAAACUAUUUGGGAUGCUAAUAAUCUCGGAAAAUACGAUGCCAUUUUUCCUCAAACAACUUUGCUCGUGCCGACAGGUGGUGUUCCUGAUAUAAAUUGGAAUAUUAGUUCUGUGCCCAAUAACUCACCAGGUCCUACAGAAGCUAUCAGGAAAACUGAUCCUGCUGGCAAAAAUUCAAUCAAAUUGAAUUAUUCUCAGGUAUUUCUUGGAGCAGGCAUUUGUGUAGCAGUUAUUAGUAUGAUAUUAACUUGUGGGAUUCUGAUAUACAAUCGACGAAAGAAUCAUCCACGGGUUUUCCAACCUUUACCUCCCAGAAGUUCUCCGUCGCCUGAUUUUCUCCAGGGUAUGUCCAAGUUAAAGCAUUCAUUAAUCAAUUUCAGCUUGGAAGAAAUCACGAUUGCAACACAGGAUUUCAAUGAAAGCUCGAGGAUCAGUGCAAGAUUAUAUCGGGGUGACAUCGGUGGCAACACCUAUCUAACAAUUCAGCAAAUGGAUUCUGAGGAAGCUGCACAGAAUGUCAUAGACAUACUGACAAAAAUCAAACAUUUCAACAUUGUCAGACUCGAGGGUUUCUGCAACGAGAGUGAGCCUUAUCUCGUGUUUGAGUAUCCGAAGAACGGAAGCUUACACAAAUGCUUGUCAAACAUAGAAAUGAAUAGACAAUUCACAUGGGCAAGAAGGAUACAAAUUGCAUUUGAUCUAGCUACAGCCCUUCAUUAUCUACAUAAUUCAACAUCACCACCCUUUGUUCAUCAUAAUAUAAACAGUGAAAAUAUACUUAUAACUAUGAACUGGAGGGCUAAAGUUUCAGGAUUCGGUUUGGCUAAAUCUGUCGGUUACAAUGACAAACCUGUAAUAAUGGCAAGUGAAGAGAAUCGAGCACUUGAUGAUGAUCGGUACCUUACCAGCAAUCAGGUAUCUCUCAAGGUUGACGUGUAUGCAUUCGGAGUUGUUUUACUUGAAUUGGUAUCAGGAAAAGAGUUUAUCACAUACGGAAAAGUUCUGAUGAAUUCAGUGGAUUUAUUGCUUGAUAAAAAUCUCAAAAAUUCUUCGCAAUUUCUAGAGAAGUUGAGAAAUUUGAUGGAUCCAGGUCUGAAAGAGAAUUAUCCGAUGGGAGAUGCUAUAUGUUUAGCCCUAUUGGCAAAGAGUUGUAUUGAGGAGGAUCCUGAUCAUAGACCUACCAUGAAUGAUGUUCUGAUAGCUCUUUCAAGAAUUGUAUAA